Molecule: messenger RNA, 2642 nt
Organism: Sus scrofa (pig)
Lineage: Eukaryota; Metazoa; Chordata; Mammalia; Artiodactyla; Suidae
Source: RefSeq, a predicted model, not a curated record
GCCUUGGUUCCCGGGUGUUGCCGUGGUGGACAGAGUUGGGGCGCUGGGCCUGUGCUCUGGGGCCUGGCCUUCACUCCUGGCCGUCCAGCCUUGUCCAGCCUCCCCCUGCCCGCGACGGCUGCGAACCCCGAACCCCGCAGUGGAGGGCCGGGCGCCUUGGUGGGGGCUCGCUUCCCCGCCUCCCUGCCGAACAACCAGCUCGUCAUAACCCAAGGUUUUGGGGGCAGCUGGAGGGGACCCUUUCGGAGCACAGAUUACUUAGUGGUUUAUUAUUUUGAGGUAGUGACACGGCUCUGUGCUGAAGGCACUCACCGUCCGGAAGGAGCAGGAAGCAGAGGUCCCCUCAGCGUGGCCCACCCUGCGCCCAGAGGCAGCCGGGGCGCCAGCUUGAGGCCGUUGGCGGCAGCUGGGCUCGGAGGACCCUGCUGAGAGCAGCGUGUGAGCGGGGGCCGGGCCGUGCCAGCCCGCAGGAGCUGGGCGCCAUGAACGACGUGGCCGUCGUGAAGGAGGGCUGGCUGCACAAACGAGGCGAGUACAUCAAGACGUGGCGGCCGCGGUACUUCCUCCUCAAGAACGACGGCACCUUCAUCGGCUACAAGGAGCGGCCGCAGGACCUGGAGCAGCGCGAGUCGCCCCUCAACAACUUCUCCGUGGCGCAAUGCCAGCUGAUGAAGACGGAGCGGCCGCGGCCCAACACCUUCAUCAUCCGCUGCCUGCAGUGGACGACCGUCAUCGAGCGAACGUUCCACGUGGAGACGCCGGAGGAGCGGGAGGAGUGGACGACCGCCAUCCAGACGGUGGCCGACGGGCUCAAGCGGCAGGAGGAAGAGAUGAUGGACUUCCGGUCGGGCUCGCCCAGCGAGAACUCCGGGGCCGAGGAGAUGGAGGUGUCCCUGGCUAAGCCCAAACACCGCGUGACCAUGAAUGAGUUCGAGUACCUGAAGCUGCUGGGCAAAGGCACCUUCGGGAAGGUGAUCCUGGUGAAGGAGAAGGCCACGGGCCGCUACUACGCCAUGAAGAUCCUGAAGAAGGAGGUCAUCGUGGCCAAGGACGAGGUCGCCCACACGCUCACGGAGAACCGCGUCCUCCAGAACUCUCGGCACCCGUUCCUGACGGCCUUGAAGUACUCCUUCCAGACCCACGACCGCCUGUGCUUCGUCAUGGAGUACGCCAACGGCGGCGAGCUCUUCUUCCACCUGUCCCGGGAGCGGGUGUUCCCCGAGGAUCGGGCCCGCUUCUACGGCGCCGAGAUCGUGUCGGCCUUGGACUACCUGCACUCCGAGAAGAACGUGGUGUAUCGGGACCUCAAGCUGGAGAACCUCAUGCUGGACAAGGACGGGCACAUCAAGAUCACUGACUUCGGGCUCUGCAAGGAGGGCAUCAAGGACGGCGCCACCAUGAAGACCUUCUGUGGGACGCCCGAGUACCUGGCCCCCGAGGUGCUGGAGGACAACGACUACGGCCGGGCGGUGGACUGGUGGGGACUGGGCGUGGUCAUGUACGAGAUGAUGUGCGGCCGCCUGCCCUUCUACAACCAGGACCACGAGAAGCUCUUCGAGCUCAUCCUCAUGGAGGAGAUCCGCUUCCCGCGCACGCUCAGCCCCGAGGCCAAGUCCCUGCUCUCAGGGCUGCUCAAGAAGGACCCCAAGCAGCGGCUCGGCGGGGGCUCUGAGGAUGCCAAGGAGAUCAUGCAGCACCGUUUCUUCGCCAGCAUCGUGUGGCAGGAUGUGUAUGAGAAGAAGCUCAGCCCACCGUUCAAGCCUCAGGUCACGUCCGAGACGGACACCAGGUAUUUCGACGAGGAGUUCACGGCGCAGAUGAUCACCAUCACGCCGCCCGACCAAGACGACAGCAUGGAGGGCGUGGACAGCGAGCGGAGGCCUCACUUCCCCCAGUUCUCCUACUCGGCCAGCGGCACGGCCUGAGGCGGCCAGCCGGGCGCGCUCUCCGGACGACGGCUUCGAAGGGAGGCGGGAAGCCGCGCUCGGACCUCCUGUAUUUAAUGGGUUUUGUUUCUGGACGCGUUUGGGCCGCACCGGGCUGCUCCUCCCACCAGGGAUGCGCGGCUCGCGCUGUGGCGGCUGUGGCGGGGGCUGCCCGCCCGGCCCCGGGCCGCCUCCCCAGCCUCCAGCCGGGCCGGGAGGAAAACGCCCUGCAGUUUUUCCUAAUUUAUUCAUCCGGUUCUCCAGGCGCGGCCACGCGCCGCGCGCUCUCGGGCCGGGUGGGCCUCGCCCGCGCUCCCGGCCGCACCGACUCGGCCCGGAAGCAAGCCGGGCCAGGAGCGCCGGCCGGGGCCUGGCCGGGGCUGGAGGCGGGCGGCCCCUGCGUGGGGCUGGGCCGGGCGAGAUCCUGCUCUGUUCACGCGCGUCCUGGGGGCUUCAUCUCAGAAGGAAGCCCCCCUCUGCCCCUGCCCGUUGGGACCAUCCCAUCCGAUGGCUCCCCUGGUUAGCAAUUGUCCUCAUAGAAGCUUCACCCUCCCGCUGUCGCCGCGGCCCCGCCCCACGCCCUUUGCAGGGGCCAUCGCUCCGCCCUCCGGCCAGACGCUACGCUGCACCACGGCGGUUUUUUAUAUUCAACUUUAGUAUUUUUACUAUUAUGAGACUUUCCCUCCAAAUUCCUCAAUAAAACUUGCUUUUCAACUC